Plasmodium fragile is the source of this 7089-nucleotide messenger RNA. RefSeq lists its product as uncharacterized. Gene Ontology annotation, cellular component: cell surface. The coding region runs from base 1 to 7089 and encodes 2362 amino acids. Gene Ontology annotation, biological process: signal transduction. The record is from RefSeq and is a predicted model, not a curated record. The transcript has 10 exons. NCBI's taxonomy places the organism in Eukaryota, Apicomplexa, Aconoidasida, Haemosporida, Plasmodiidae.
AUGAGUAGCAUUCUCAUGAUGGGCUUCAAAUUUGCCUUAUUAAUGAGUCUCCUGCUUAUAAGGCGGGAUACAGAAAUAGGUGUGCUUGUCAGUGAGUUAAGUGGAGACAAGAAAGCAAGACUUCUGAGUGUUACGUGCAACGCUGGAGAGAUGCUCACCUACGUAAAGAUCAAAAGUGCCGAAAGUAGUGCGCGCUUGUGCAAUCACAAAUGUGAGAAGUGCAAAAAGGGGUUUUAUAACUUUUCUAGGGACAACAAAAUAUGCCUACCGUGUCCCCUUGGAACGUUCAGCGACGUGGAGGGGUCCAUUGUGUGCAGAAAUUGUCCAGGCGGUUCUACUACGAAAAACACAGGGUCGGAAUCCUCUCGCGACUGUGUCUGCAGCAAAGGCUUCAAGGUAGACACCACCGACGGCAGGUGUGCAAAAUGCAGUGCACUCGAAUCAUGUGACAACGGUGAAAAUGUGUGGUCAUUUAAAAGUAUAUGCUCGAAAGAAAAGGGCGAAGAGUACGUAGAAUUGUGUAGGAAUGUACUAACCGAUCAAGUGUACAGUUUUCAAAUUUCAUGUUUUAAAAAAGACGUCUGUUUGAAUCACAAAGAAGGGAAGAGCUGCUUGGAGGGGAAUAAAUUAAUCCAGUGCAAAAUUUGUGAUGAGAAUUUCAGAUACCAUUUCGUAACUCCAGUGCAGCGUCCCUGCGUGCUUUGUAGUUUUACAACGUACAUAGUUUUGCUGUAUUUUAUCGCCCUCAGUUUGAUCCUAAGCAUUGUAAUACUCAUCUGUAUACAAAGGAAAAGGGAAAGAGAAAUGAGAAUAAUAAGACUGGUUGUUAAAUAUACGCAGUUUAUGUCUCUCCUCAGGUACGUGAACUCCGACUAUAAUCACUUCCUUUUAGACGCGCUGCACUUCUUCACGGUUGGAGUUCCGCUGAAUGAAAUCCUCGACUGUAUAUUUGUGAGUGGUACAAACGAAGAAAGGAUUGAAAAGAAGGUUGAUUUUUUGCUAUUCUUGCCUCUGAUCUUUUUAGUAUUUCCCCUUUUUGGAAUAAUUGUCCUCCGCCUCUUAAGAAAGCAAGGCGAAGAUGGGCUAAACCAUAACUCGUGUCAUGGUGGGGUGGAUAGUAUUCCUUCCCUGGAGGAGAACUCAUAUUCCCUGACAGGAAAAAACAAGCGGAAAGCAGAAGAGAGUGGCAAAUAUUAUGCACAGCUUUUCAUUUUAUACCAUGAAUAUCUCUACUUGGAAAUAAUAAGGCUAUGUGUUUUUUUUUAUUUUUGUAAUUAUGAUGAACACAGGAAAGGGGAUUUUUUGAUAGCGGAUGAUUCUUUAGAGUGCACCAAAAUGAGGAGAAAAUAUUAUAUAAAAAUAUGGAUAAUCGUACUGUACAAUACGUUUGUUAAUUAUUUCAACUACUUUUUAUUUUUUCUGAAGAAAUAUAUUCCCAGUUUAGAUGUCUUAUGCGUGUUAAAAGCAAAGGUAAGUACGCUUAGCCCUUCGGAUGACAUUUUCUUGCUACUCUUUUUGUUUUUGUUUCACAAACGAUUUUUUCAAAACAUGAAGGCAUCUCUAAUUGUUAAUGAUAAGAAUGGUAUAUAUAACAAUAAUGUGCACACGUUUCAGUUUGUUGUCAUUGUCGUGUCGUUUUCCCUCUAUACGUUAAUUACAUUUUUAUGCGUCUACCAAUGUGAUAAUUGCGCGGGGGAAGAGGAACUGGACAAACCAGAAAAUAAGCGAAAUGUGGGUCAUAUUAUGAGGACGUCCUCAGUUUAUGAGGAAGCAGAGACGAGAAAAAAAGAGGCCAACAAAUCCGAUGCCGUCAGGGACAACCGUUAUAACAAUGAUGGAGAAGCAGAAAUGGCGGAAUUAAAAAAUGGACAAAUGGGGGUGGCACAUGGUGAUCGGCGGGAGAAAGACGACGUGGAUGGCGAAGAAGGGAAUGCGGAUGAUAACGAGGAUGAGCACACACUGGAUACUCCAACAGGGGGUUAUAAACAAGACCACCCUGCUACCCCAUCCUGUGUUAUUCAAGCGAUAAAACUGAUGUCCAAAUUUGUUAAAAAACGCAAAACUGAGAAAUUUUUUUUCUAUUUUUCCAUGUUUGUGUAUGUCACCAUGGCGCUCUCCUACUACACCUUUUUAAGCUACGUGCAUGCAGGAAAAUUCCUGGAUGUUUUGACAAUCAUUUCAGUGCUAUGCAAUGUGUUGAUUUAUGCUAUAAUUUUCUUGCUGCUUAUAAAAUUGGUCAGAGGGAAUAACCGGAAUGGGGAGAAUAAAAAAUGGUUCAGGAUAAGCGACAUCAGAAUGAGGAUAGCGAAGGCGAAAUGGGUGACCAUAUGGAGAAGAAAAAAAACAAGCGGAACAGAAAAGGAACAAACAAAUAGGAAUCAAAUGGUAACAUUCAAACAAAGAAAUAACAAAAUGGAGGAGAAAUACUUUUUGAAAAAUGAACAAAGGAGUAUCAUGUUGAUAAAUAAUAUUCGGAAGAACAGUAAAAGUUUUAAGGUUAAUUUUGGUGAAGUAGAUGGCAAGUCAGAAAAUGACAAGUCUGUUGAAAACAAGGAAAGAAAUAAAUUUAUCAGAAGGUACAAAUUACUAAAAAUAUCCAAAAGGUGGAUUAUAUUUCUUCAAAAUGUUGUAGAUCUAUCGGAUGAGCCCGAGAAGUGCUUGUCCAUGUUGAUCAGCUUAACGCUAGAGAAGGAGUUCCCCAGCCUCGAUUUAGACGCCUGUUUGGAAAGAGUAAAGAAGAAUUAUUUCUCCACAAUGAAAAAUGUGCCAACUAUUUUGAAAAACUUUCUCAAAUAUACGAAUAAGUUUUUAGCCAUUCUGGAGAGAAGGAAAAAAGAAGGAAAGAAGCAUUCAAACGUAGGUGGACACGGAUGCACAUACGGACGCAUAAACGACUGCGACGAGUCGGCAAUCAUUUUCGCAUGGGGGUUAGGCAUUCUCAGUUUCGGAAAUCUGCAAGACGUAAAUUAUAACCUGUCUCCAGUCCUAUUUCACGUUUCAAAUGUGUUAUCCAAAUGUAGAUAUAUGAAGUACAUAAUGGAUUACUAUUUUAGGUACAUGUCCUAUACAGGGAUUCUUCCUUUGGGGGGUUUAGGAAAUUACUACUGCCCCCGUGAAACGACUACAGGGGGAACACUACCAAUUUGUGACACUAUUAAUAACAGGUAUGAGGGCCAAGAAGGGGAAAGUAAUCUUAAUAGGGUUGGCCCCGGAGGGCUGGACAACCAAACUGCAGUUUUUCAAGUGUUAAGCGAGGACAGACACCCAGAUGGAUAUAUAUAUGGGAAAAACGGGCAGCUCAAUAUAGAUGCGGCAAAUGAGCAAGCGUAUUUAGGUCCACUAUUUACCCAUACUGCGCAGAUGGAGAGCUACACAGGGGAGCAGUCCAUGUCGCUAUCGAGUUGUACCCUGAGUAGAAAAACUCAAACUGAUUUAAGCAUCCGGAGAAAAGGAAGAAGAGACAAUCAAGCGGAGGAUGGAUUCCCCCUCGAAUUUGAACUUAACCGCAUAUACGCCCAGGAACUUUGCAGAAUUUACGUUCAUUGCUUAUUAGCAGAUGUGAGUGAGAUGUACAGAGGCAUACAGUACACACAGACGUGCGAAAAGUACCUAUACAGUGGGGUUUUAAACCUAUGGGGGGAUCAGCACAAGAGUAGUAGUAAUAUAUAUAUGAGGCGGUAUUACGAACAUUUGGAGAGGUGGGCAGGACUGGAGGAGAACACCGCGGGGGAUCCAUCCUCACGAGGCGAAGACAAACCGGGAGAUAGGGAUUCAACAGAAGUAAUUUUCAACAUAGAAGAUUACAUAAGCAGCAGGGUUAUAGAAAUAGAUUUUUAUGGACAAUUUGAGCACCUAAAGCGUGACACGAAAAAUUAUUUAAUGAGCCUAAUUAAAGAAGGGGACUCUUUACAUGUGAAUGAGUUAACAAACUUUUCUGAGGUGACUCGAGAUAGAUCGCAGGAAAUGGAGAGAAAAGAAAAGGAAAAAAAAGCAAAAAAAAGAAAACGAAAAAAUGAACAAUUUUGCAAAGUAUUCUGUAGUGCUUUGCCAGUGUGCAUAGAAAAAUGCUGUUGGGAAUUUCUGGACAAGAAUGAACUGAAACAGAUUGAAGAGGAAAAAAGGCAAAGAAGAAAUUUCACAAUUUCGUGUGAAAACAUGGGGGAUGAAUAUUUUAAUGUACAUGUAUUGAAAAAUUAUGAAGAAAAAAUGACCUAUUUUAAGAUUGACUGCUAUGGAGGGGUCAUUUCGGUUGGAGGAGAUUUUGUGAACAAGGAAGGGGAGUUCUCAUGUAUGCGCAAAAAGGAGAAGACACGGAGAAAGACAACUGUGGGGGAGGAUAAAAAAGGCGAAACAAAUUUUACGGAAGAGACAGAAGACAAUUUUUUAACCGAACAGGGUGUCCAUAUGUUGCAUACAAACAUGCACAGUUAUAUAAGUUACGAACGCGUGGAGGGUUCCAAAAUGGAAAUAUUUACACACAACAGUUACGAGGGUGAAGUAGGAAUUACAGGAGAUUUGAAGGGAAUGAAUUUUUAUGACAGAAAUGCACUAGUGGUCCUAACCCCCCCAGUGGUUAUACCUACGGCGUGCACCAUAGAGGUGUGGCUGUUUGUUGGUUCAAGAGAAGGAACCACACAUGGACGGGAAAAGAGUUUCCUGUUUUGUGACAUGGAAGGAAAUUCCCCAUUCGUCAUUUCGAGAACGGGAAACAAAAUUGAGGACAUAGAAAUACACAUCAGUGAUGAGCGCAGGUUAGGCAAUUACUUUAGACAACUGCACAGUGAGGGGAAGAGAGAACCCAUGGCAGGAGCCAAGACUACCGAAGAGGGAAACCAUUGGAACGUUUACAUAAAAUGCGAGAAAACUCCCAAAUGGAAUAAAAUAAACUCAAUAGUGAAGCAAAAUCAGUGGAACUUAUUCAACAUAACCAAAUGUGCUAGUGGAUUAAUUUACUAUAUGAAUGGGAAGUACAUUAGCAGAGUCUCGCACGAAGUGUUAAAUUUAGAGAAACAAUUAGAGAUGAGCAUAUUUGGAAAUUCCUGCUUUGGAAAUAAUAACAUAGGAUUAUGUUCCUCUUUUAAAAUUUUCGAAUUUUUAAAAAAAGAAGAUAUAAAGAGAAGAUACGACAUUGUGAAGAAAGUCAAAGGAAGAGAAAUGAUUGGAGACAACCUCUGCAUGGAGAUGAAAGACCAAGUAAUAGAAGGCAUAGAUGUGAGGGACAAAUGCAUGCAGGUGUUGGAAUUUUUCAUGUACUUUGCGCAAUCGCAGAAGGAGAAUACGAGGGUCGUUGCCUUCACCAAUGACUCGAAUUAUAGAGUGAAAAUAUAUCAGCUACGCUUGGUUUCUAAGUACACAGGUUGCGCUUCUUUAGGGGAAGGAAACAGUCCUUGGAAAAGUCCCCCAAAUGCACACAUCUACGAAAGAAACAAUGAACAAUUAUACAACAAAGACAGCAAAUUAGGGUUGAAUAGUCGACCAAAUGGUGAAGUAGAGGAAUGUGCACACCUCCACAGGAAAUGCGACAGAAUAAUCCACAUCGAUGAUAAGGAAGAGUAUGGCUACAAUGUGUUCUUCAAAAAAGUGAGCAGAAAGGAAGACGCUCCAAAGAUUUACGGAAUAAAUAUAUUUUCUGACCUCCUUUGCUAUGCAUGCGAUUUGUCCAAAUUUUAUAACCUAAUUUUGGACCCGCCCUUAUCCAUAUAUAACGAAUUAGUAAAGCCGUUCGGGUAUACGCUAUGCCUUUGGGUGUUCCUGCCCAUAGAAGAAAACGUUUCCUUUUCUUCGUUAGUUAGUGGAGAAAAGGAUGCACAUAUAAGCGUUUUUAGUGAUAGGCUAGUUAUCGGUUGUAUUGAGAAUUACAGAAGGGGGAACAAGCAGUGUCAAACCUUUUAUCACUCUUCUGGAUUCAGCAUCAAGAAUGUGAAGAGGGGUUGGUACUACCUGACAGUCGUUGGAACUUUGAAGGGGCAAUUUUACUUUAUAAAUGGUUGCUUCAAGGGACAUCAUAAUUUUUGCUCCUUUGAUGAUAUAAAAUAUGUAGGAAAUAGUAGCUUGUUUAUUAACCCAUUCCCCUAUAUCUGUUUCUUCAAAAUGGUGACGAAGCCUUUAUCUGUCACUGAAAUAAUGUGUGAAUAUGCAUGUCCUGCUUAUGAUAAAUUAGGUGCUCCUCCCGGUUCUGCUUAUUGGUACUUACUUUUUGCAAAUAUGUUUGGAACAGCAGCCCCAAAUGACGGCAGCGUAGAUUCCGUGAGUGAUAAAUCUACGUCUUGCACGGGUUCAGACAAGGGGAAGUAUGUGCACUUUGAAAUUACAGAAUUUUUUGAUGUGCACGUUUAUCCAUACCGAGAGAGGAAAGACUACCAAUUCGCCAUAUCCGUUACGUCUAUGGGGAACAGAAAGUUAUUUUUUUUUAACCAAAAAAAGGAGCAAAUUAACAAUUUGAAUAUAUACCUGAAUGUCAGCAUAGUGUUGCCUUCAUGUUGGGCAAUUUUCGCUGUCAUCAAUUUGUCGUAUGUGAAUAAAUCUACCUAUCACUGUUUGGUGGGUGGGCAAAAUGGAAAUUCGCAUGUUGCCAUUAAAGGCUCGAAUUUAGCAUUAGGAGUUUUAACACACUUGGGGGAGGACUUUUUGCAGAAGGGGGGAAUACUUCAUGAGGUUAAAAAUGGGGGAAGAACGAACCAUUUGACACGGGAUUCCUCAUCAAAUGAUAAAAAACAGGGCACAUCAGGAGGUUAUGGUGAAAUUGGUAAUACAUCCCAGUGCCAAACGGAGAACAAUAUGAGUUACCAGAAUUGUCCACAUUUUCACAGCUCAGGGUACUAUCUCCAGAAUGAACUGAACGAGGAAAUUCUAUUAACAACCAGGUGUCGGCAGAAUGAACAAACGUUUUUCAUUGACUCGCACAAGGUGGGAGUGUGCAAAUCAUGUCUCAGUCCCAUAUGCUGCAUUGGAAACUGUCGAUCUUUUAGUGGCGAGUAUUUGUCUCCCUUUGGUUUUUACAAAUUUGUGCGCAUCGUUUAUGAGGAUGUUACGGAUGAACAGGUCAUCCAGUUUUACCGCUCCCUUCAUUUGCGUAGGGAGCAAAGGUAA